Molecule: messenger RNA, 372 nt
Organism: Puccinia triticina
Lineage: Eukaryota; Fungi; Basidiomycota; Pucciniomycetes; Pucciniales; Pucciniaceae
Exons: 3
Coding region: 1-372 (123 amino acids)
Source: RefSeq, a predicted model, not a curated record
AUGACUUGGCGGCGGCGCGGAUUCUUCUGCUUGAAGGUAGCUGCUUGUUCCUUCAAAUUAGCGAUUGCCAAUACUCCUGAAGACGAAUUAGCGGCAACUUUAUGGAACGAUACCCAUGAGCUAUUCGAAUACAAUUUCGAAGACUUCGGUUUCGAUUUUUUAGAUUUGCCCUCACCGGCUCCAACUCACAAACGCAAGUUGAUUGAUGACGAGUCUUAUUUUGUCCCAAACCGACGUUCACAUAACUGCGACCAGGAUGUCACCCUAGAGAACCAGAUAAUGAAUCCACGCACAGUUGUAUCUCAAGCCGUGAAUCUAGCGAAAAAGAAAUCUACUCAGGGACACGUCGCACUGCCAAGUCACAACGAGUAG